GCUAUCGACGCAGACCUCAAGCUCGCCGUCGAAGACGCGAUAGCACUUCUCGCCCACCCCGCAAUCGCACCCCUCCAAUCCUUCCUCUCAUCCGCAUCAUCAAUCCCACGCCCGCCACCAUCAGCCGCCCAAGACGCCGCGCGCGCCUCUCUCGACGCCAUAGCGCGCGACCUCCGAGCAGGCGCUGCACGCUUACGGCUUUAUGUGCCCGAUAGUCGGACGGUGGGCGUGCUGCUGGGCCAUGUGAAGGAUCGGGUUGUCGAGGAGUAUGGUGCCUUUGUGGCGGUUGUUGGGAAGGAGGCUGGUGUGCAGGUUGCGGAGGUUGAUGAUGUGAGGGAGGCGCUUGGGGCGGCUUGUAGUGAGGAUGAGGGGGUGGUGGCGAGUGGGAGUGGGAGUGCGUGA
Peniophora sp. CBMAI 1063 is the source of this 402-nucleotide messenger RNA. The record is from the annotation of a GenBank genome assembly. Lineage: Eukaryota; Fungi; Basidiomycota; Agaricomycetes; Russulales; Peniophoraceae.